Messenger RNA from Acytostelium subglobosum LB1, 3051 nucleotides. RefSeq lists its product as hypothetical. Gene Ontology annotation, cellular component: ribonucleoprotein complex. Gene Ontology annotation, molecular function: RNA binding. The coding region runs from base 1 to 3051 and encodes 1016 amino acids. NCBI's taxonomy places the organism in Eukaryota, Evosea, Eumycetozoa, Acytosteliales, Acytosteliaceae. The record is from RefSeq and is a predicted model, not a curated record. The transcript is spliced from 4 exons.
AUGAGCGAAAAUAAAAACACUACAAUAACAACAACAACAAUAACAGAUGAUAUACCUGCAGAUCUGUCAUCGUUGACAGUGACUCAACUAAAGGCUAUACUCUCUGCAAAGAAUCUAUCUACUACUGGCAAUAAACCUGCUCUAGUAUUGAGGAUAAAUGAAUAUAAGCAACAAUCUGUUACAACAACAUCAUCACCAACAACAACAUCAGCAUCACCAACUACGCCAACAACAGUAGUAUCAGAGACAAACAGUACAGUUGCAUCUUCAACAACACCUCCACCUUCGUCAACAACUCCACCUCCCUCCUCAAAGAAACAAGCAAAACAAUCACCCGCUGCACAGCAGAGGAAGAAACAACAACAGCAACAACAAACAAAAGUUGAAACAACUACAACUUCACCAACAUUGAAUGGUGACUCCUCUGAGGGUACCGUAAAGAAUGAAUCUGCUCCUGAGCAAGAGACAAUGACCAAGGUUGAGGAAGUGCAACAACCAAAGAAUCAAGAACAGGAGGAACAGAUGGAGGAGUUGAAUGGAGAUACUCAGGAUAGUGCUACAAGCACUCACAAGUCUGAGAAGGAUGCCGAGCCACCUGUAGAGACAAAGAACAUCGAGCUGCAAGAGGCUGAUCAAGCUAAGGAUGAGGAGGAGGUCGCAGCAGAGGAAGAGCAAGAAGAAGAAACAGUAGAAGAGGAGACAGCUGAGUUUAUGGAUGAGCUCGUUAAUAAUGAAGAGCUUGACUACUCUGACAAUGAAGCAAACUAUGAAGAUGUCAUUAAGAACAGCGGUAGUGGCAAUGAUGAAGAUGAUGAUGACAAAGACAACGAGGCUGAUGAUGACAAGGAUGGUCAACGACAGCAACAGCAACAGCAACAGCAACAACCCAAGCAACAACAGACCCAACAACAUAAACAACAACAUAAAUCAGCUGCUGAUGAUGUUGAUGAGCAACUAGUAGAGAAGGCUAUAAAGGAGGCAGAACAAUCAAUUGCUGAGAAGAUCAAGGCCGACAAGGACAGGAAGGGUGAGGACAAGGCCAAGGUUGCACAGGUCCUGGCAGAGAUGGACGAGGCAUUCAAGAAGCCACCCACGCUCAAGAUCACCGGACUGACAGAGACCGUCAUCGAGAAGGACCUCAAGGAGUAUCUCAGCGUGCAUGGCAAGGUGCUCAGCAUUACAUAUGACGGUCCCAAGCGUGACAUUGCCGUUGUGUCCAUGGAGAACCAACAGGCGCAUGAUGAUGUCAAGGAGAAGUUGAACAACAGCAAGCUAAAGAACUGCACACUCAACAUUGUCGACAUGCCACUAGCCGACACACUACUAUUCGUUGGCAACCUAGGUCCAGAGGCUGGCAAGGAUCAACUAAGGAAGAUGUUUGAGAAGUAUGGUGAGGUAGACCGUAUCAUUAUCAUGAAGAAUAAGAAGAAUGGAGACUCUAAGGGAUAUGGAUUCAUUGACUUUAGAACUAAGCUACAGGCCAAUGCUGCCAAGUCAUCACUGGGCUCAACCACUUACAAUGGAAGAACACUCAGAGUGGAUUGGGCAGACCAAUGUACAACACUCGAGUCAAUGCACUCCCGUACAAUCUUUGUUGAUCGUCUACCUAGGAACUUUGUGGACCCUGGCAUUCUCAAGAAGUUGUUCUCUCCAUUUGGCAAGAUUAAGGACUGUAGUGUAGUGCCAAACCCAGCAACUGGUCAACCAAGAGGCUUUGCCUUUAUCGACUAUGAGUUGAUGGAGGACGCAGAGAAGGCACAGAGGACGAUGAAUGAGAAGGACCUCCAAGGCUACAAGAUCAGAGUGAGCUUUGGCAAUCCUUCAAAGCCUGGCUAUACCUUGGGUGCACGUCCUCAAAGACCUGCCCAGGGCGGUCCCCCUCACCCUCCCGCCUCUCCAAUGGGCGGUAGAGGUGGCCAUCCCGGAGGACCUCCUCCUCGAGGUGGAGGAGGUGCCAGAGGUGGAUUUGGAGGUGGUGGUCGCGGUGGAGGUGGCGGCGGUGGUGGCAGAGGUGGUCAUCCCGGAGGACCUCCUCCCCCUCACUACAACGCCCCAUAUCCUAACCAUCCACCAAUGCCAAUCAAUCAGUCGCCACAGCAAUUCCCUCCACCCUACCGUGGAGGACCACCCCCACCCAGAAUGAACCAUCCUGGUGGUCCUCAUCCCUAUCCCAACCAAGGCCAUCAGUAUCCAGGCAUGGUUGGACAUGGUGCACCAUAUGGCUUCCCUCCUCACAUGAACAACAUGAACGUCAAUCCCAACAUGAACAACCCCAACAUGAACAACAACUUCCCGCCUCAACCACCUCCCCCUCAACAGGCCGUGGUCAUCAACAACAUGAAGGCACAACAAGACCAGCUGGCACAGGCCAACGUCCAGAUCCAAAGGAUGCAGGAGCAGCUGAAGGCUCAGUCAGAGAUGUUGCAACGAUCGCAACAAGCACAGGCAGCUGCCGCGGCCCAAGUGCAACUGGAGAAGACACAGAAGGAGGCACUGCUCAUGAAGCAGCAGAUGCAAGAGAAACAGCGCAAGCAGCAGGAGGCCUACCUCAAGCAACAACAACAGCAACAGCAACAACAACAGACCUACAUGCAACAGAUGCAGAAGCAGCAGUAUCCAACUCCCCAACCAACACCGGCCGUGCCCCAACCCCAAGUCAAUCCCGCCAUGCCAAACGCCGCCAAUGCCCAACAGAACUACUACCAACAAUACUAUGAUCAAUGGGCUGCAUACUAUGCCCAGAACAAUCAGGAUAUUCACCUCAAGACCUUUCACAGUACUAUGCGUCGUAUGCUGCACAACAGCAGCAGCAACAACAAACAGAGCAAGUUGGACAAAAGCGAACAUAUGAUCACACACAAGCAGUCAAUUAUAAUCAACCAUUCCAUCCACAUGUACAACAACAUCCCAAUGCACAUCACCCUCACGAUGGCAAGAGGACAAGGCACUAGCGUAGUUGCUGGCCUCUCUCUCCUCUUCCUCCAUAUCACUCCCACUCUACCUACCUACUACUAUCCAGAAUGCUUAGCUUCCACCACCUAUUGUCCAUAA